CCUAACGUAACGUCCGUUGAUUUAAAACCCUAUAGGUGCUGCCGUCGUCCCGUUGAACCGACAAGAGACGUUAUGUGGCCGCACAGAAAUGUUCGUUAUUUGUAGUUAAACACGGGCGGCGGGCUAAAAUAAGUAGGACUCGCUUACUUUAUUGAAAGAAGAUGGAGUUCGAGACGACGGAAACAGCUCGCUCGACACCGAGUCGCCAUGAGAAAAGUUUGGGGCUCCUCACGAUGAAGUUUGUCAGUUUGCUUCAAGAAGCUAAGGAUGGCGUCCUUGAUUUGAAAGUGGCUGCUGACAGCUUGGCAGUAAAGCAGAAGAGGAGGAUAUACGACAUCACCAAUGUAUUGGAAGGAGUGGGGUUGAUCGAGAAGAAAAACAAGAACAUAAUCCAGUGGAGGGGGGAAAACUCAGGCAGCCAAACUCAGGAGGUGGUGGAGCAGGUGAAAGUUUUGAAGGCCCAAAUCUCUGAGCUGGAGGCCCAAGAGAAGGAGCUGGACAACCAGAAGGCAUGGCUAGAGGAGGACAUCAAACACCUUAGCCACAAUCCCAUCAGCAGCACUUAUAGAUUUGUGACACAUGAAGACAUUUGCAAUGCCUUCAGUGGAGACACUCUUCUUGCUGUAGUGGCUCCUGCUGGGACGCAGCUGGAGGUACCGCUACCUGAAAUGGGCCAGAGUGGUCAGAAGAAGUACCAGGUGAACCUACGCAGCCACUUGGCUCCCAUCCAGGUCAUGCUUAUCAACAGGGACACAGACUCCACAAUACCUGUGGUGUUCUCUGUGCCACCCACUGACGACAUCUGUCCAAUGCCAACUCCACCCAACACCCCCGCCAGCCUGCAGAGGUUCCCUCUCUCAACAUCUGUGUACUCCACCUCCAACACUACCUCCUCCUACUGCAGUCAGGACUCUUUCUGCUCAGACCAGCAGGUGGUGCUGCCAGGACAUGAUGGCCUACUGACGCCAUCAUCCACCCCUCCUGAGGUACAGAUGGAGUGUCACAGUCAGGAAGCAGCAGUGGUGGAGCAGCAGCAGAUGGACCUGGUGGGCUCAGAGUUCCAGUCUGUACUGGACGUGAACAGCCUGCUGAAGCUCAGUGCUGCUGGAGACCAGAUGAGGGAUGACAGGGAGGAAGGAGCUGUUGACCUGAUUGAUGAACUAAUGUCUACUGACGGUAUCGACUACAGCUUCAACCUGGACGACAACGAGGGAGUUUGUGACCUGUUUGAUGUGCGGAUCCUCAAUUACUGAUGGCUAACAGCGCCUCUGCUGUAGCAUAUACAAUCUUGGGAAGCACUCUCUACUUUUCUAAAGACGCUACAAAGAUACCUUUUCCUAUUUUACUUAUAAUUGCACAGAUGAUACUUAAACAUGCCAUUGUCAUGCCAUAAAACCCUUUCCACACAUUAGACUUCACUGCUGUCUGCCAGACAACUUCAGUUUAUUAUGCUGACCUUUUGUCCUCAGCCAACGCAAAACAAAGUGCCUGAAUUCAUUUACACAAAGAUAUUUAUGUUGCCAUGAGUCAUGUUUCCAUUGGGUUUUCAGUGGUUUACUAAAUAAGAUAUACUGAGUAAAUAUCUACAGCAUUGCAAGAAAUGAGGUGCCUGAGUGAGUCGAAGUAAGCCAGGAAAAGUCCUUCAGCCUCCUCCUGCACUUUUGCUUGAACGUAUUUUUCCACAUCCAGUGGAAAGUCUUGGUCAUGAAGAAAGCUUUCUUUAUGAACCAUUGCGAUUGUGACAGUGUUUUGCUGUAGUUGAUAUCACAGUAACAAUUCAGUAUUGGCUCCUUUCUAACAUAAGAUACAGGGUUGAUGAUCUAGUUCAGGGUAUGUAAGUAACUCUUUACAUGGAAAGCUAUUGUAUAAAAACCUAACCAGUUCCAUAGUUAUGGUUCAGAGAGUAGCAUACUGUAUUUAAUGAGUGAAUGUUUUGGUUGUGUUUUUUUAACCUUGUUCAAAUGCCAGAAAGUUUUCUUUUCUAAAUGAUCGAGACACUGCCAUUUUAGGCCUCUUGAGUUUUUGUUUUUUUUAAAAAAGUCUUAUAAUUACAGCUAUAUUUGAAAAAUUGAUAUUUUUUACUUAAUUUAAGAAAAAUCAUUCUUGGUUCAAGUUUGUUGAAACUGAAGCUGAAGCUGGUUGACUGCCUUAAUUGUAAUUCGUAAAAAACGAAUUUGCCAUAUUUCUAAUCAGAAAUAUCAGAUGUUGAGUGCCUUAAGUGGCAUAUAUGUAUAUUUAUAGUUUUCUUUGAUUACAAGUGGCCAUGUUUUUGUUACAUUUUGUUGUUUAUUUGCACAUAUUCUUUUUCAAUAAAUGGAUUUAAUCUA
Molecule: messenger RNA, 2327 nt
Organism: Chelmon rostratus (copperband butterflyfish)
Lineage: Eukaryota; Metazoa; Chordata; Actinopteri; Chaetodontiformes; Chaetodontidae
Gene: e2f5
Product: E2F transcription factor 5
Exons: 8
Coding region: 162-1253 (363 amino acids)
Biological process (GO): regulation of transcription by RNA polymerase II
Cellular component (GO): RNA polymerase II transcription regulator complex
Molecular function (GO): DNA-binding transcription factor activity, RNA polymerase II-specific; RNA polymerase II cis-regulatory region sequence-specific DNA binding; protein dimerization activity
Source: RefSeq, a predicted model, not a curated record